Messenger RNA from Cyprinus carpio (common carp), 2504 nucleotides. RefSeq lists its product as uncharacterized. Gene Ontology annotation, cellular component: U2-type prespliceosome; U1 snRNP; precatalytic spliceosome. The record is from RefSeq and is a predicted model, not a curated record. Gene Ontology annotation, molecular function: mRNA binding; U1 snRNA binding. Lineage: Eukaryota; Metazoa; Chordata; Actinopteri; Cypriniformes; Cyprinidae. Gene Ontology annotation, biological process: mRNA splicing, via spliceosome.
ACGGCUCGUUCAGCUUCAGCUUGGUGAGGAUACACGUUGGGUUUUGUGUGUGGGCCGAAAUACACACAAAAUACUAAAGGGAUUUCAGAAGUUCACGCACGAAGAGUUCCCACAGACGGACGCGGAGGGGUUUCUGCGCUGAACUCGGAGGUUUCGUCGGAACCGAAUGAGAAGCUGAGGUGAACAAUGACUCAGUUUCUCCCCCCGAACCUGUUGGCAUUGUUUGCCCCGCGGGACCCGAUUCCGUUCCUGCCUCAGCUGGAGAAGCUUCCCCACGAGAAGCAUCACAACCAGCCCUACUGCGGGAUUGCUCCUUUCAUCCGGCAUUUCGAGGACCCCAGAGAUGCUCCACCACCCACAAGAGCAGAGACGCGGGAGGAGAGGAUGGAGAGAAAGAGAAGGGAGAAGAUGGAAAGGAGGCAAGUUGUGGUGGAAACAGAACUGAAGCUAUGGGACCCACACAAUGAUCCUAAUGCUCAAGGAGACGCGUUUAAGACCUUGUUUGUGGCUCGAAUCAAUUAUGACACCACAGAAUCCAAACUACGCCGCGAGUUUGAAGUUUAUGGUCCUAUCAAACGGAUCUAUAUUGUGUACAACAAGAAAACUGGAAAACCAAGAGGCUAUGCGUUCAUUGAGUACGAACACGAGAGAGACAUGCACUCUGCCUAUAAGCACGCAGAUGGCAAAAAGAUUGAUGGACGUAGAGUGCUUGUUGAUGUUGAAAGAGGACGAACGGUCAAAGGAUGGCACCCCCGGAGACUUGGUGGAGGUCUUGGUGGUACAAGGCGAGGAGGGGCAGAUGUCAACAUAAAGCACUCUGGCAGAGACGACACUUCCCGCUAUGAUGACCGACCAAUUGGAAGUGACCGCGAUCGGGAUCGUGAACGCAGGGAUCGCAGUCGGGAACGAGACAGAGACAGGGACCGUGGUGUUGAGCGCCGCCGUUCACGAUCUCGAGAGAGACGGAGGCGCACCAGAUCUCGUGAGCGUGAGAGGGUCCUUGCGACUCCAGGGGAGGAGGCAGGAGGUGGCAGCCGGCGCCGAGAAAGGGAAAGAGACCGAGGUGUUGCCGGAGACAGCCGAGAGAAGAGUAAAGACCGAGACAGAGAAAGAGACCGCAAGAGGAGAAGCAGGAGCAGGGAUAGAAAGAGAGACAGAGAGAGAGGGAAGGGUGCAGAUGGAGGAGAGGAAGGCAUGGGCGGGCUAGGUGAUGGCAUGAUGCCCGAAGGGGGAGAUAGGGGUAUAGAGGACCCCUUGGGUGGUGAGCCAGGACGAGGGGAGGACGGAGGGCCUGAAGGAGAGGAGAGAGGACGAGAUCGAGACAAAGACAGGGAGAGAGACCGUGACAGGAAGCGCAGCCACAGAGAUAAAGAUAGAGACAGAGAUCGGGAAAGAAGGCGAGACAGGGAUAGAGAUCGUGAACACAAGCGGGACCGGGGCGAUCGGGACCGUGGGGACCGUAGGGAAGACAGACACGUGUCCUCCUCAGCAGAUCAGGAGGGUUUGGGUAACGGAGGUGAAGAGGGAGAAGAGCAGUUGCCGCCACAAUCAGAAGAAGGUUCACAGGAUGGGAUGAGGAUGAUGGAUCAGGAUUCCAUGCAGUCAGGAGAGGGCUAUGCCUCCAAUGAGAACGGAUACAGGAUGGAGGCCCAGGGCGAUGAGUACUAAACGUGCCACCAUUGUGUGAAUGAUCCAAGGUCGUCCAGUUAUAAUGUUGCUUGGAUUCACAAACAUCCUCAACCAUUAUUUAAUGCCUCCACCCUUUGCUUGCACUAUGUCCACAGUGUGUAAGUAUUAUACUGUACUACCAACAGAUAUCACGGAGAGAGCUUAGUGCCUCCCUGGUAAGAAGCAUCCUUUUGUUAAAAUAAAAAGAUUAUGUAGUUAAACUGUGAGCUUUUUUUUUUUUUUUUUUUUUUUUUUUGAGCCCAGCUAUUUUAUUUGUGGGGCUUUUGUUUGCUUAAACUUCACUAAAUAACCAGCCUUAUUAUACAUUUGAAUUCCCUGACAUCAACUCAUCAUCAAGGGACUGCAUUGCUAGGAAGAGAUCUCCUGACGGAGGCACUGUUUUAUUACAGUGUAGUUUAUUCAGUAAAAGAUGGGUAACUGUCAGAUGAUAGGGGUUUAGUACCAUAUGUCCAUUUUCAUAGAUGUUUGUUGGUUACAGGAGUAUUUGCUUGAUGGUUUGAAACGUUAUUUGUACAACGUUCCUUUUAUAUCUGUCCCCAUUUCUCUGUAACUUAAUUUUUUCCUCUAUCUUUUGUCUUGUACAUUUUGUUUUAUAUUUGGUUCAAUAUAUGGAUCGUUUGCAAAUUGUACAUUGACCCCUAAUUUUACUGAAGUAACAAAGGCAGCAAACAUUGACACAAAUGUGUUUUUUAAAUAGGAAUGUCUGCAGUGGGUUCAGAAAAAUCGCUCUUAAUUUUUUCUUUUUUUUUGAGUUUGUGUCUCUGAUCGUAUUGGUUCUGCUUUUCAUUCUUGAAUAAACGCUUUUUAUUGCCAAA